This is a messenger RNA of Penaeus monodon (black tiger shrimp), 846 nucleotides long. Its product is annotated as craniofacial development protein 2-like. The record is from RefSeq and is a predicted model, not a curated record. NCBI's taxonomy places the organism in Eukaryota, Metazoa, Arthropoda, Malacostraca, Decapoda, Penaeidae. The coding region runs from base 1 to 846 and encodes 281 amino acids. The transcript is spliced from 2 exons.
AUGGCGAAAAAGAACAUAUGCAUUGGCACUUGGAACGUAAGAUCACUAAAAGAUGAGGGAAAACUAGAAGUGUUGGUAAACGAGAUCUCUACCAUCUCUUGGAAUGUUGUGGGAGUUUCAGAACUUAGAUGGACUGGCAUUGGAGAAACGAGCACAGAUGAUGGACACAAGUUGUGGUACAGCGAAUUUGCCAAAAGACAUCACUUAGUUGUGGCUAAUACUCUCCAUAAUCAUAAACUAUCGAGAAGAACAACGUGGCAUUCACCAGAUGGAGUCACACAUAAUCAAAUAGAUUAUAUUCUUGUGGACAGAAGAUUCCAAACUGGAAUAAACAGACCCAAAACGAGAACUUUAAAAAAAACGGAUAUUGGUAGUGAUCACGACCCAGUUAUGAUGACAUUCAGAAUGCGACAUUCUAAAGAGAAGAAGGUUUCGCAGAGAUGCACAAAGUUUGACUUGGAAAAGCUGAAAGACAGGGAAGUAGCAGAAAAGUAUAGAAGCUCACAAAUGGCGGGGAGAUUUGCACCACUCUUGCUGCUCACAAAUGAAGAACCACAGCAGCUCUGUGACCAGUUCACUGAUAUAACUUUCAACACAGCAAAUGAGAUUUUAGGAAAAGCCAGACCAAUUAAAAGACCACGGAUAACACCAGAAAUCCUACAAAAGUGUGAAGAAAGAAGAGAACUAAAGAAAAAUAGAUUUACCAACAAUGAAAGUCUGGGCCAGUAUAGAAAGGCAAACAAGGAGGUAAAAAGAGCUAUCAUCAAAGCAAAAGAUAAUUGGGUUGAAAAACAAGCUGAAGAUAUUGAACAAAGCUUAGCAGUAAACAAUUCUAGAAAAGCCUAA